This is a messenger RNA of Arvicola amphibius (Eurasian water vole), 1254 nucleotides long. RefSeq names its product vesicle amine transport 1 like (gene Vat1l). The transcript has 9 exons. NCBI's taxonomy places the organism in Eukaryota, Metazoa, Chordata, Mammalia, Rodentia, Cricetidae. The record is from RefSeq and is a predicted model, not a curated record. Bases 1 to 1254 code for a protein of 417 amino acids. Gene Ontology annotation, molecular function: zinc ion binding; oxidoreductase activity.
AUGGCCAAGGAAGGCGUAGAGAAGGCGGAGGAGACGGAGCAGAUGAUUGAGAAGGAGACCAGCAAGGAGCCUGCUGAGGGCGGCGACAGCUCCCACCGCCUCGGGGAUGCCCAGGAGAUGCGCGCUGUGGUGUUGGCCGGCUUCGGCGGGCUCAACAAGCUGAAGCUCUCCAGAAAGGCCAUGCCGGAGCCACAGGACGGCGAGCUCAAGAUUCGCGUCAAAGCCUGUGGUUUGAACUUCAUUGACCUGAUGGUGCGACAAGGGAAUAUUGACAACCCUCCUAAGACGCCCUUGGUGCCAGGAUUCGAGUGUUCUGGGAUUGUUGAAGCUCUGGGGGACAGCGUGAAAAGCUACGAGAUUGGAGACCGCGUCAUGGCAUUUGUCAACUACAAUGCCUGGGCUGAGGUAGUCUGCACACCAGUGGAGUUUGUCUACAAGAUCCCAGAUGACAUGAGUUUCUCCGAGGCCGCUGCUUUCCCCAUGAACUUCGUCACAGCAUACACGAUGCUCUUUGAGAUUGCCAACCUCCGGGAAGGGAUGUCUGUGCUCGUGCACUCCGCCGGAGGUGGGGUGGGUCAAGCUGUGGCCCAGCUAUGCUCUACUGUCCCCAAUGUGACCGUCUUUGGGACAGCUUCUACUUUCAAGCACGAGGCUAUCAAGGAUUCUGUGACCCACCUCUUCGACAGAAAUGCAGACUAUGUGCAAGAAGUAAAAAGGAUCUCUGCUGAAGGUGUGGACAUUGUUUUGGACUGCCUGUGUGGAGAUAAUACUGGCAAGGGGCUCAGCCUCCUCAAACCUCUGGGGACCUACAUUUUAUAUGGUUCAUCCAACAUGGUAACUGGAGAGACCAAGAGUUUCUUUAGUUUCGCAAAGUCGUGGUGGCAGGUGGAGAAAGUGAACCCCAUCAAGCUGUACGAAGAAAACAAAGUCAUCGCAGGAUUCUCACUCCUCAACCUGCUCUUCAAGCAGGGCCGCUCGGGCCUCAUCCGGGGAGUCGUGGAGAAGCUCAUAGGGCUGUACAACCAGAAGAAGAUCAAGCCUGUGGUGGAUUCUUUAUGGGCCCUGGAGGAGGUCAAGGAGGCCAUGCAGCGCAUCCACGACCGAGGGAACAUCGGGAAGCUAAUCCUGGAUGUGGAAAAGACCCCGACUCCGCUGAUGGCCAACGACAGCACAGAGACCAGCGAGGCAGGAGAGGAGGAAGAGGACCACGAAGGUGACAGCGAGAACAAGGAAAGGAUGCCCUUCAUCCAGUAA